This is a messenger RNA of Epithele typhae, 1404 nucleotides long. RefSeq names its product P-loop containing nucleoside triphosphate hydrolase protein. The record is from RefSeq and is a predicted model, not a curated record. The transcript has 9 exons. The coding region runs from base 1 to 1404 and encodes 467 amino acids. Gene Ontology annotation, biological process: double-strand break repair via homologous recombination. Gene Ontology annotation, cellular component: cytoplasm; chromosome; nucleus. Gene Ontology annotation, molecular function: ATP binding; nucleic acid binding; 3'-5' DNA helicase activity. Lineage: Eukaryota; Fungi; Basidiomycota; Agaricomycetes; Polyporales; Epitheliaceae.
AUGGACGACGUUGGGACGACGUUCCGGCGCCCACAGUCUCGGGCCGACGCCAAGAAGAGGUCAAGAUAUGAUUCUAUUGCUACAAGGCAGAAGAUGAUUACGGAGUGCCAGAAGCGCGUCAAGCUCACACCGCGCAAGGAGCAGCUCGACAUCGCAGAGAGCAUGCUUCUUGGUCUUGACUCGACUUCUAUGGCUGGAACGGGAUGGGGAAGACCCUCCGUUUGCACUUCCUCUACCGCAAUCAUCAUCUCUCCAUUGAACGUGCUGGAACUGGACCAGGCUCGGAAGUUCGGCGAGUGGGGGCUGCGCGCAGUUGCCGUAAAUGGGGAGACGUAUGAUGAUGGCAUGCACGAGAACAUCAAGAAAGGGAAGUAUGACAUCGUCAUACUCGGACCAGAGCUUCGCCUCGACGCCGGCGGCCGCUUCCGGCCCUUGCUCAGUGACCCACAAUUCUCAAAGAGAAUCCUCAACAUCAUCGUCGACGAGGCGCACUGUAUUGCACAGUGGGGAGAUAGCUUCCGACCAGAGUACGGGCAGCUCGAGGCGUUACGCGCUCUCGUCCCGCUACAUGUUCCCAAAGUCCGCGAUGCCCUCCAUAUCUCCGCUCAGCACUCAUUCCACCUCAACCUCGGUAAUGAUCGCCCAAACAUCAGCUGGGAGGUGCGGAAGAUGAAGGGGACAAAGACCAGCAUCCAGGAGCUCGGGUUCCUCGUCCCAGAAGAUGCCGAGCGAGCAGAAAAACUCACCUGGUCAAUCAUGUUCUUCAACGACAUUGCGCUGUUCAUCAAGGCGGGGGAGUGGCUUCGCAAUCAGCUUCUGGAACGCCUGCGUGAUCGCGUUAAGGAAUACAAUUCCCAACGCGGGGACCUAUCGAAGAGGCUCACCUUUGAGCUCUUUCGAAGGGGGUUUGUCGACAUCUUGAUCCCCACCGAAUCAGCCGCAUGGUAUGGCUGCGACGUACCAGACAUUGAGCUAGUGGUGCAGUUCAUGGUGCCAGACUCGCUUACAUCCGUUUUCCAAGAGGUGAACAAGGCAAAUUGUGAGCCAGGGGAUCCGGUCCAGCACAGGAAGGAAAUCGACAACGACUUACGUUCGUGGAUUGAAGCACCUGAGAACCAGUGUCGUCGUGAGGUCGCAGAUCAUCUGUUUGACAAUCCGCCCCAUCAGAACCCGUUGGGCGCGUGCUGUGACCACUGCGAGCGUGAGGGUGGUGGAAUGAUGGAUGUCGAUCCACCGGCCGACCCGGAUUCCGGGGGGACAGAAAACGCAGUCGAGGAGCCUUCGCAGGACGAGCCCGAUGCCCCAAGACCACGGCUAUGGCGAUCUGUGGUGCCCAUCACCCGGACGGGCGUGUACUUGAACGAGGCUGUCGCCCUCCUGCAGCAGUGGCGGAGACGGGUGUAG